Molecule: messenger RNA, 3073 nt
Organism: Diaporthe batatas
Lineage: Eukaryota; Fungi; Ascomycota; Sordariomycetes; Diaporthales; Diaporthaceae
Exons: 2
Coding region: 315-1973 (552 amino acids)
Biological process (GO): protein sumoylation
Cellular component (GO): SUMO activating enzyme complex; cytoplasm
Molecular function (GO): SUMO activating enzyme activity
Source: RefSeq, a predicted model, not a curated record
GUCGGGACUGGCUUUGGCCUCUCGAGGUUGGGCCAGAGGGAUCAUCAAUACAAAGCGGGAUGCGAACCAACUCUCUGCAUAGGCGACAGACCUCUGCUGACAGGACAGCUCUCCUUCCGAUUGACUUUAUCUGAGACCCCGACUUGCGACGAGUCGACUCAAUCCUUGCCUUGUCACCUGGCACACGACAUCGUUUCGCUCUAGCGCCUUGCGAGAGACCUUCGCCCAUCCCGUCCGUCUUCCUUCGACCCUUCCUCAGCCAGAACCGUACCACCAUCAACUCGGUGCGCGUUUGAUGCGCCGAUCGCGACACGAUGAGCGCUCCCACGGGUGAAGCUCCGCCAGCUUCUGCUGCCACUGCAGAACAACAGCCAGCGCCUCCUGCAGGUGUUCAAGCCGCCGCCCAGCAGCCUCCAGUUGCAGGUGCAGCCGCUGGCGCCUCCACGAGCGUGCCUCGCCCUGCCUCCACGACUCACACAGUCCCGAUUGCCCAAGGCCAACCACCUCCGGCCGCCGUAGCACGACAGCCUGCAGCACUCACCCGUGACAUCUUCAACCAGCGAUCGCUUGGUAAAGCGCUAAAUUCUCAGGUCAAAGGCUCUCGGGCUCUGUUGGUCGGCGCUGGUGGCAUCGGCUGCGAACUUCUCAAGAACCUCGUCCUCCAGGGCUUUGGCGAAAUACAUGUUGUUGACCUCGACACGAUCGACUUGAGCAAUCUCAACCGACAGUUCCUCUUCCGCACCGACCACAUCGGAAAGCCAAAGGCUUUGGUCGCGAAAGAUGUCGCGCAAGCUUUCAACCCACAGGUCAAGAUCGAGGCCCACCAUUCCAACAUCAAGGAUUCGCAGUUCAAUGUCGAGUGGUUCCGAGGCUUCACCAUUGUGUUCAACGCGCUUGACAACAUGGAAGCUAGGCGACAUGUGAACAAGAUGUGCUUGGCGGCGGACGUACCUUUGAUCGAGAGUGGCACUACGGGCUUUAACGGUCAGGUCCAGGUCAUCAAGAAGGGUGUCACCGCCUGCUACGACUGCACACCGAAAGACGCGCCAAAGUCGUUCCCUGUGUGCACAAUCCGAAGCACACCCAGCCAGCCGAUACAUUGCAUAGUCUGGGCCAAAAGCUAUCUGCUGAACGAGAUGUUCGGUGCUAGUGAGGACGAGUCCGCUUUUGACCAUUCAGACGACCAAGAUAACGCCAAGGAGAUUGAGGAGUUGAAGAAGGAAUCCGAGGCGCUGAAGUCUAUUCGCGAGUCUGUUGGCUCGGAGAAAUUCCCACAGCUGCUUUUCGACAAGGUCUUCAAAGUGGACAUUGAGCGCCUGCGCUCAAUGGAAGACAUGUGGAAGUCGAGGAAAGCACCCCAGCCAUUGGAAUACCAAACGGUGCUGGAACAGGCGGGCGAGGCCUCAGCAGCGAAAGAGGCCAUCCUGGAGGAUGGCCAAAAGGUCUGGAGCCUGGAGGAGAGUCUCGUUGUCUUUAACGAUAGCUUGGACCGGCUCAGCAAGCGCAUGGCCGAGUUGAAGAAGUCGCAUGACGGGUCUGGACCCACACCUAUGAUCGAGUUUGACAAGGACGAUGAUGACACGCUCGACUUUGUCGCGGCCAGCGCGAACAUCCGAUCUACGAUCUUCGACAUUGAGCGGAAGUCUCGGUUCGACAUCAAGCAGAUGGCUGGCAACAUCAUACCAGCCAUUGCGACUACCAAUGCUAUCGUCGCCGGCCUGUGCGUGCUACAAGCCUACAAGGUGCUCAAAGGAGAGUACAGCAAAGCCAAAGAGGUAAGUGGCCGCAGAAGCCGCCGUAUUGUUCCCAAUGUGCAGAAGUUGACCAAGUCUAGGCCUUCCUCUCGCCUUUUUCCUCGGGCCUGCCGGCUCGACUCAUCUCAGCCGACCGACCACAACCGCCCAACCCCAGUUGUCCUGUCUGCAGUGUCUUCCAGACCAGCGCAUACGUCGACCUCUCUCGAGCGACGCUGAAAGACCUUGUUGAUGAUUUCUUGAGACUCCAGCUGGGCUAUGGCGAGAAGGAGAUUGCUGUGGCCACUGACGCGGGCAUCCUGUACGACCCGGAUGAGACGGAGCAUCUUUCGAAGAAGCUUACUGAGUUGGGUACGCGCUUUUCCCCAGCCUGUGUGCUUGAAUGCUCACUAAUCCAUGCUAGGAAUCAAACCCGACACAUUCCUGACUGUCACUGAUGAGGAUGACGCCGAGCCUUUCGUCAAUCUGGUUCUCAACAUCCAAGAAGCGUAGGUUCCUCGUGUCGGAAUGCAGUGUUCGGGUGACUGACAGAUUCACAGCAAGGGAGAACGGCCUGAAAAGCCAGUAAAGGCCGUCUCAGACGACAAGCCUGAGAUACCCAAAAAGCCAAAGAAGGAGCCUGCAGAUGCGUCCAUAGCUGCGCCGUCUUCGAACGGGAAGCAUGAGCCGGAUGACAGCAGCCGAAAGAACAAGCGGGAGCAUGAGGACGAGUUGGAAGAACCCGGUCCAAAGAAGGCUAGGAAGACUGGCGAAUCGAGUGCCAAGGGCGGCGACGCGGUUCUUGUUGACGACGACAGUGGCAAUGGUGCCAUCAUGAUCGACGACGACUGAAUGCUGCCUCUCUGCGACGCGCCCCUUGAGGAGCUGGACAGCACGCUCGAUGCUGACAAGAAGCAUGGCUCAGGGGCUUCCACGACUUACGAGACCCUGAUCGGCCGCACCCAACCCACCAUCGAUGUUGAGGAUGCAGUUGUUGGCAUACGAAUUGGUGGCCAAGAAAAAAGCGGCGUCUGCGACCUCAUCGGUCGUGCCUAUCCUCCCGAGUGGGAUCUGGCUGCUGAGCUUGGUUUCAUUGAGGUCUGGAAAGUCGUGUAGAUUAGCAGCCAAUUACUUGUAAUGAUAUGAUGAGCCUACAGGGCCUGCGAGAUGGACUGUGGGGCCACAGGACACUUGGGCCGUCCUAGACAAGGUGGUCCGAUGUUACUUGGAGUAGAGCUCAAGCUCGCGGCCAGGGAUGGACACGAGCAGAGCAUUGGAAACAAAAAGAACAGAGAACCCAAGAGGAAUAAAAAAAGUCGUGAGACGGGAUUCAAGGCCAG